UAUUGGGCCGAGUAGCUGAUCCAUCCCAGCAUGCCCACGAAGGCCCAUCGCUCAACCUAGCUGCAGCCGAGAAGGAUGAGGAAGCAGAAUCUUUUACUGUCAACUUACCUUCUCCUACUAUGCCUAGGUUACGUAAGAGCCAUUGUAAACCCUUGUUGUCUCCUGUUGAGAAGGGUAUAAAUACAUCUCUUGUAAGCCCUUUGGCCAU
This is a messenger RNA of Linum tenue, 208 nucleotides long. Lineage: Eukaryota; Viridiplantae; Streptophyta; Magnoliopsida; Malpighiales; Linaceae. The record is from the annotation of a GenBank genome assembly.